UCUUCUGCCCCACUGUGCGCCAGCCAGCGCGAAAUGAUUCUCAUGCCGAACUUUGGUGUCGUUGUUGCAGGCCCGCCGCGGACGGUGCACCUCCUCAACAACUCGGAGCAGCCCGCCACCGUGUUCAGCAUCCUGGAGUCGGGGCAGAAGCAGGUGCCGCUGGUGUCGGACCCCCUGUUCAUGGACCUCAUGAAGAAGCUGGCCUCCGUGUACACGGGCAAGCAGCAGACGCGCAUGGAGGCGAAGGGGCCGCGCUUCGAGGUGGCCGACUUCCUCGUCAAGCUGGGCACCGUCACCAUGAACCAGAACUUCAAGGGGGUGCUCGUCGAGGUGGAGUACAGACCCUGUGUUGUACCUGCGUACUGCUGGGAAUUAAUCAGGGAGUUUAUGCAAGGAUUUCUCGGUACAUGUGCACCAGCUCAAGCCCCUGUUUACCUACAGAAUCGUAUGCAAGAAAUCUACCAGCCGCUUGACACAAUUCAACAGUACUUAGAACAAUUCCGAGAAUACAGGAAAGCAGUAACAGUUCGAUAAAUGUGCUACUUCACUGAUUAUUUUGUAUUUUCCUUGUGUUGUAAGAUAUUUCAUUUUAUUUAACUUCGUACCUUAUCUCAAAGUAAACACUCUAGGACUUUUUAUGUUAAAAAAUAAUAAAAGUAAAAAGUAAAAAAAAA
This is a messenger RNA of Thrips palmi, 674 nucleotides long. RefSeq names its product mediator of RNA polymerase II transcription subunit 20-like. The record is from RefSeq and is a predicted model, not a curated record. Gene Ontology annotation, biological process: regulation of transcription by RNA polymerase II. NCBI's taxonomy places the organism in Eukaryota, Metazoa, Arthropoda, Insecta, Thysanoptera, Thripidae. Gene Ontology annotation, molecular function: transcription coactivator activity. Bases 34 to 534 code for a protein of 166 amino acids. Gene Ontology annotation, cellular component: mediator complex. The transcript is spliced from 3 exons.